AUGGUCCCCUACGAGGUCGCUCUUACUGCCGUAUUCGUCGAGGGUUUUGUCUUUGUUGGUCUUACUAUGCUGGGUAUCCGACAAUGGCUUGCACGAGCUAUUCCUGCUAGUAUCAAGCUCGCCACCGGUGUCGGUAUCGGACUAUACCUGACUAUUAUUGGUCUCGCCUACUCCGCUGGUAUCGGUCUCAUCACCGGUGCUCAAUCGACCCCUCUCGAACUCGCCGGUUGCGUUGCCGCAGACCAGGUUGAUGGCGUCUGCCCAGGAAGUGUCAAGAUGAGGAGCCCAACCAUGUGGAUCGGUAUCUUCUGUGGCGGUGUCUUGACCGUCAUGCUUAUGCUGUACCGCGUCAAGGGUGCCAUCAUCAUCGGCAUUCUCCUCGUUUCCAUCAUCUCGUGGCCUCGCCCAACAAGCGUCACCUACUUCCCGUACACCGAGACUGGCAACUCCGCUUUCGAUUUCUUCAAGCAGGUCGUUACUUUCCACCCGAUUGGCAAGAUUCUUGCUGUUCAGCAGUGGAACAUCUCGGAGCACGCUGGUCAAUGGGGUCUAGCUUUCAUUACCUUCCUCUACGUCGAUAUUCUGGACUGCACUGGUACCCUCUACUCCAUGGCUCGUUUCUGCGGUGUUAUCGACGAGCGCACCCAGGACUUCGAAAACUCCUCCAUCGCCUACUCCGUCGACGCUCUCGGUAUCAGUAUCGGAUCGCUUAUGGGAUGUCCUCCAGUCACUGCCUACAUCGAAUCCGGUGCCGGUAUCUCUGAAGGAGGCAAGACCGGUCUUACCGCCAUGUUCUCUGGUAUCUGCUUCUUCAUCGCCAUCUUCUUCGCUCCGAUCUUCGCAUCCAUCCCUCCCUGGGCUACCGGCUGUACCCUGGUAAUCGUCGGUUCACUCAUGGCAACCUCGGCCAAGGACAUCAACUGGCGCUACCUCGGCGAUUCCAUCCCCGCUUUCCUCACCAUCGCAGUGAUGCCCUUCACAUACUCCAUCGCCUACGGUCUGAUCGCCGGUAUCUGCUCGUACAUUCUCAUCAACGGUACCGUCUGGCUCGUCGAGCUGGCUUCUGGUGGUCGCAUUGUACCCCCCAACAAGGACGAGAAAGAGCACUGGACCUGGCGUCUCGAGGGCGGCCUCCUCCCCCCGUGGGUUAAGAGGCUCGCCAGCGGAAAGAAGGACUUCUGGAGAUCUGACCCGGAGACUAUGGGUGUCUCAGAGCCGCAUAGCGGAGGCAGCUCGGCUCACGAUGACAAGGAGUUCGUCACCGAUAAGCGGGCUUCGUAG
Alternaria hordeiaustralica is the source of this 1281-nucleotide messenger RNA. RefSeq lists its product as uncharacterized. The transcript is spliced from 2 exons. Gene Ontology annotation, molecular function: purine nucleobase transmembrane transporter activity. Lineage: Eukaryota; Fungi; Ascomycota; Dothideomycetes; Pleosporales; Pleosporaceae. Bases 1 to 1281 code for a protein of 426 amino acids. Gene Ontology annotation, cellular component: plasma membrane. The record is from RefSeq and is a predicted model, not a curated record. Gene Ontology annotation, biological process: transmembrane transport.